Molecule: messenger RNA, 2380 nt
Organism: Cryptomeria japonica (Japanese cedar)
Lineage: Eukaryota; Viridiplantae; Streptophyta; Pinopsida; Cupressales; Cupressaceae
Product: transcription termination factor MTERF4, chloroplastic
Exons: 7
Coding region: 269-2365 (698 amino acids)
Biological process (GO): regulation of DNA-templated transcription
Molecular function (GO): double-stranded DNA binding
Source: RefSeq, a predicted model, not a curated record
CAUAUUGUAUCGAACUCGUCCAAAUAAUAAUCUGAUCCUCGAAGCCACGGAUGUUAAAUCGUUGCAAUUGUAUCAUUGAAACUCCCAUGACAUGCACCUUGUACUUAAGCCUGUCUCAGAGAAAACUGUUUCCGGGACACUGUUCCCAUCAAAUUCCUUAAAAUUUCAGCCAAUCUUUCUCUUCAUGAGUUAUUCGCCUCCGAGGAUGAAGACGAAAACAAAAGGGCGAAAAGCAAUAGGUGGUUCAGAGAUUGUCUGCUGAAGUUCAAUGUCAUUCUCUUGUUGUCCCUACAUUUCAAGGCAUGCAAUUCUUUUAGGUAGUUCUGGGUCUCAAAAUGUUGCCCUCAGGACCUCAAAAAGAUGGUAUUCGGCCUCCAGCCUUCAUAGGGCAAGUCUCCAUCACAAGAGUAACUGGGUCCUCCUUUUGGGCAUGGCUUCUUCUUCUUCUUCUUCUUCACACAAUCAACAAGAAAGUCAUGCUAAUAAAAUAUCCACGCAGAAACAUGAAUUUGAUGCAAUACAGGAUUUAAUGCUCUCAUCCCCACCAACCAGACUAAGUGAUAGGAAUAAGAGCUCCACCGACAAGGGCAACCGUUCCUCAACUACUGCACUUGAGAAAAAAGCUCUACAAAUUGUGGGUUCUCCUAACUUUUCACUGAGAGACAGAGCAGAUGCAAUGAAUGGACUCCUGGACUUGCUAGAGCAAAAGAGUGUUCCAACAGCUUAUGCAUUUGAGUUCAUCAGAUGUGCUGGGAAGCUGAUUGAUGAGCUCAUAAGUGAGGCAAAGCAGAAUUUUACUGGAAUAAAAACGGAGCAGCGAGACACAAUUGAAGAUAUUGGCAAUGUUGCAGACAAUAUAAAAGAAUCUUCAGUACUUUUUGAAAGGAAACCAGGAUUUGGCUUGGAAGAUCCAUGGAAAGUUCUUGACUAUCCAUCAAUUGCAAGCAAAGUGUAUAUUUGUGCUGAGAGAAGAGGGAUUGCGAGAUUGGUGGUAUAUUUUCAGGUUCUUAACAUGAAAGCAUCCGACAUACCCAAAGUAAUCCCUUAUGCUGGAGGGGGAAUAGAUGUUGCAAUGGCAAAAGUAGAGUUCUUAAGAAGUAUUGGGGUGAGAUCACAGCAUCUUCCAUCUGUUCUUGCAAGUUGGCCUCAAAUCCUCACCUAUCAAUGUGACAGUCUGGUAUUAGUGGUGGAGUACCUCAAGAGCAUUGGGCUUCUGCACAAGGAAAUUGUAGCCAUCAUUGUGAAAUAUCCAGAGGUUCUUGGACAGAGUGUUGAAUUGGAACUUCGGAGAACUGUAGACUUUCUUCAAGAGAUUGGUUCAUCAUUGAAAGAUGUGAAGACUCUUAUAACUAGUCAUCCAAGCUUACUUCUUCAGAAUUUAAAUCUGAAGCUUGGCCUACUGGUAGAUUACUUAGUAGGUGCAGGAAUACAGAAGAAGCACAUCGGCCCCUUGUUGGUAAAGAGGCCGAUACUGAUCAACAGUAACCUUGAGAAAGAUCUAUUGCCUGUAAUAAAUUACUUGAAGAACAUCAAUGCAAGUGCAGAUGAUAUAGACAAAAUAAUUACAUCGUUUCCUGGACUGUUUUGCUAUGAUGUUGAGAAGGACUUUAGACCAGCAGUAUCUCAGUUUGAAAGUGUGGGAGUGGAUCCCAGCUUAAUGGGCAAGCUCUUUCGAAGGCAUCCACAGUUGUUGAAAAAUAGAAUGAAUAUUGGAUCGAAAGUACAGUUUCUGUUAAAGCUUGGUUUGGAAAAAGAAGAUAUGGGUAAAGUUAUUUACAACGCUCCUCAGCUUCUUGGCUUAAGGGAAGAGAAGUUGAGGGCCACAAUAAAAUUUCUAGAAAACAUUGGUGUAAAGGGAUCAUCAUUAUGCAAGGUUCUGAAGCUUAAACCAAUGGUCUUGGCUUAUAGUGUAGAAGCAAAAUUGCAGCCAAAUAUCAGUUUCCUUCAAAAUUUUGGAAUCAACCGGCUUGAUGUUGGCAAACUUGUGACUCGCCACCCACAACUACUUACAUUAAGCAUUGAGAAGAACUUGGAACCUACUGCGAGAUUUCUCUUGGAGUUGGGAUUUACGAGGGAAGAAGUUGCAGAUAUGGUAAGGCGUCUACCAUCACUUUUGGGUUUGACUGUCACCAACGUACUAAAACCCAAGUAUAAGUUUUUCAUCGACGUCAUGCAACGAUCCCCAAAGGAACUUGUUAAAUUCCCUCAAUAUUUUAGUUAUAGUCUGGAUAGGAGAAUUAUACCACGCUAUAUGCGUUUAGGAGAAAAGCAUAACAAUUAUUCGUUAAGUACUAUUUAUGGCUGCGGAGAUGCAGCAUUUGAAAAAAUGAUUUCUAGAUGGAAUGACGAUUUAAUACAAGAUUGAUUUCUGCUUCGGUAA